Molecule: messenger RNA, 2877 nt
Organism: Komagataella phaffii GS115
Lineage: Eukaryota; Fungi; Ascomycota; Pichiomycetes; Pichiales; Pichiaceae
Product: Deoxycytidyl transferase, forms a complex with the subunits of DNA polymerase zeta, Rev3p and Rev7p
Exons: 1
Coding region: 1-2877 (958 amino acids)
Biological process (GO): error-prone translesion synthesis; error-free translesion synthesis
Cellular component (GO): nucleus
Molecular function (GO): deoxycytidyl transferase activity; damaged DNA binding; DNA-directed DNA polymerase activity
Source: RefSeq, a predicted model, not a curated record
AUGAAUAAGAAUUCAAAUUCACAACCCAAGUCAAACGAGCAAGAAAUCGGAGAUUCAACAUUUGAAGCCUUUAAUGGAACAUUUUCCUCAACACAAUUCUCUAAUGAUAAUCUUGUUGAAGAUCCCAGUUUUGAUGACUUGGCCAAAGAUGAGUUUAUGGAAUGUGACGACAUUUCGCCACCAAGAAAGACACCUUUUUUAAACGAUACAAAAUCGCAAGGCACAUUAGACGCAUCCCUCACUGAAUUAGUCGACCAACAACCUGAUCAUAAAGAAACAAAGGAACUGAAAUUUGGAGAUUAUGAAACCUAUUUCUAUCACAAGAAAUUAAAGCAGCAGGAGAAAGAUGAUCAGUAUGUACAGUGGCGCACAAAGAAUUCAAACCAGUUUCCUCCCAUUUUUUCUAAUUGUGUGAUCUAUGUUAACGGAAGGACAGAUCCAGAUAUAACCCAGCUCCAUAGAAUGAUUAUUUUGCAUGGAGGAGUAUUCUUGAAUUAUCUUGGUGCUAAGUCUAAUGCCACUCAUGUGAUUGCCUCCAACAUUACUCCAAGAAAGAUAAUAGAGUUCAAAAACUUCAAAGUAAUUAAACCAGAAUGGAUUACUGAUAGUAUAAAGGAGAAGAAGAUUCUGGAUUGGACCAAAUACACUCUAUUCAGUCCACAGUAUGAUCAAAAGGUUUUGGAAUCAGAUCGUGAAUUGAAGGAAAAAAGCCUACCACUCAAUAGACCGAUUGAUGCUACACAUCCAGAGUUUUUAAAAUUUUUCUUUGAGAACUCCAGAUUACAUCAUUUGUCCACUUGGAAAGCAGAUUUGAGGGAAAAAUUUCAGCAAGAAGCUUUGAGAGCUAGUAAAGUAUCUCAAACACUCAGAACGAAGCCAAAGAUAAUUAUGCAUAUCGAUUUUGACUGCUUCUUUGCGGCAGUCUCGGCUUUAUCUCAUCCCGAUAUUGAUUUUGCAAAUGAACCUAUUGCUGUAAGUCACGGUGGAAAGGGCUCUUCUGAUGUAUCCAGUUGCAAUUAUGCUGCUAGAAAGUUUGGUGUUUCUAAUGGAAUGUGGGUUAACAGAGCUCUAGAACUUUGCCCGGAGCUUAAGAUUCUAGACUAUGACUUCAAAUUAUAUGAGGAGAAGUCAAAAAUUUUUUAUGAAGAGCUGACUAGGAUAGAACCGGAUUGUAUUUUUCCCGUUUCUGUAGACGAAGCCUUGAUUGGGCUAUCAUCAAUCGAUGACGAAGAAUCUACGUUACUGAAUAUAUGUGAAAAACUUAGGAACAAAAUUUACGUGUUAACUGGCUGUACAGUUAGUAUUGGUGCUUCCUAUAACGUUUUACUUGCCAAACUCUGCCUUCGAAAGGCUAAACCAAAUGGAAUUUUUUUCUUCUUCCAGCCUAAUAAUGUUGGAAAUUUUCUUAAAAAUAUUCCAGUGAAACAGCUACCUGGUAUUGGACGCAAAAUAGAGGAUAGGCUUUCAAAUCAUCUAAACAAAGGUUCUAAAGAAACUGUAACUAUUUCUAAUUUGAGUUCGGUAUCUAGAGACACAAUGGUCAAGUUUUUUGGUAUUAAAACUGGCACGAAGUUGUUUGGCUACUGUCAAGGUUUAGAUGAUACUGAUAUUGACAUCUCUAAAAAUCCUUCCAAGUUCAUACGGAAAAGUAUUUCUAUCGAUGUAAAUUGGGGAAUAAGAUUUGAAAAGCAGACUCAGGUUGAUGAGUUUUUAAGUCGGGUAGCUGACCAUAUUUGUCAAAGACUACUCAGAUUAGGAUUUGUGGGCGCUCGGUUAAUGCUCAAACUUGCAAGGAGAACGAAGGGAGCUCCAAUAGAUCCUCCAAAAUACCUUGGAAUGGGCCUAUGUGACUUUUUAUCAAAAAGUACCAACUUAGGAGCACCAACAAGAGAGGUUGGUCUAAUAGCCACAGAGUUGAAAUCAUUAUACCGCAUAAUUGGGGUUGCAAUUGCUGAUCUCAGAGGUGUUUCUGUGACCAUUAGUGAACUGCAAAAGUGUGAUAGUGACGCAACUUCAGCUGUGGACCAAAAGCAAUUACAAUUCGAAGCCAAAAAGCCUAAAGAAAAAAAAGUGCAAGGCAUCGAACAGAAUGUACUCAAAGGUGGUUCUGUUUUCCCUCACUACUCUCCAGCAAAAGAAACUUUACAAAAACUUCUGCAGAAGCAUCUUGUAGAUCUUGACGCCUUCAAAGCUUUGCCUAACGAGUUUCAGCAAGAAAUUAAACUUGAACUAGAGAGACGUAGUGUUGAGCAGUUAUUUGAGAAAAGUCCAAAAAAGAAUCGCAAUCGCAAUUGUCUACUUCAAAAUAGAUCUCUCAAAAAGAUUGGUAAAGUGCGGCCAGAAACCCAGAACAAGAGGAUUGAUCUAAUUAGUAACCAAAGAACAUUAAACAAACUAACGUUGAAUAUUCCAAUUGAAAAUUUAGGGGAUUCUGUAAUUCACCAGAAGACUGAACUAAGUGGUUUAACUAUGGAGGGACAGAAAACCCUUGUGAACUCCUACUGGGCUUCCGAGAAAACGAAGACGUUCAACAAGCACUACAAUUUAGGCAUUCAGACAUUCUAUGAGUUCGAAGAUUGGAAAAAUCUCUUGAAAGAUUGGGUUCGGUUCAGUUUUGAAAAUGAAAACGAGAAGCCAAUCGGUAUUCAUGAGAAUGACCUAGAUGUCUUUUACGGUUUCAUUCACAAAUUAAUCCUGAAUGAAAAGAUUUAUGAAGUGUUGUCACUAGCAGAUAUCAUAACCUGUAGUUUAAACUCAAGCGAGUUAGUUGACAAUGAUACUAACAAUGAGAGUGAUUGGCGAAAGAUUAGAGGAGAGCUAUUAAAUAUGCUCAAAACCAACCUAGUCCAAAAGGGCGCAUGUAUUGACACUACUUAA